CGCCAGAACGAGUCACUUGUAAACCAAUGUUAAAUUAUCACUCAUAUUUUAGGAGCAAUAUGCUUCAAGGCACGCUGCAGUGGGUGCUCUGCUCACUCCCAUGGACACCAUCUUCGUAAAAAACGUCAAAGAGAGGAGUCCAGCUAGACAGGCCGGCUUACAAAGGGGUGAUCGAUUGAUCGCCGUUAACGGCAUUGCGGUCAAAGAUAGAUCGUACUCCGAAGUGGUGCAAUUAAUCGUCAAGAGUCCAGAAUAUCUUCAUCUGUUGGUGGUUCCUAAGGAAGAAGACGUUUUACAAAGGUUCUUUGCCGAGACAGCCUACAAUCCAGCAUCCAAUCAACAAGUCUAUCCAGAAGCUCCUCCAUUCGAUAAACAUACAGCUCAACAAAUCAUAUCUAAACGUCUCGCCAACGUUCCCACGGAAAGAUUCCAGGUCGAUGCCAUCUCUUGGAAGUCACUACAACAGCAACCAUACGCGCUAGCAGCAGAUCCACUUCAAAGAGUUGGUUACGAAAGGGCACAGCACAGUGCUGAAAAUUUGUAUUAUAACGUUCCUAGACGAAGAGUUCAACAAGAGAUCUACGCAGAGAUUCAUCCUCAUGACACAGAAAGGAUUGGAAGGUCUAGGGCCGCACCCCAGGUUCCAUUAUACAAGAAAAUGGGCCGCAGGGCAAGUGAAGGGAACAUCCUGUCAGAUUCAGAGCAUUACAAUCAAGAAUACAGUAGCCUACAACCAGUAAGUCAGGACAACUACAAUAUGAAGGCUGUAUACAAAAAUAGUAACUACAUGCCCGAAACUACCGACAUGUCAAAGAAUCCCAGCUGUAGACAUAGCAUUGAAGUCGAGAGAAGAAGAGAAUCAACGUCUUCCCUCUCGUCUUCGAUAACAGAUGGCAGUAAAGAUAGUGUGACCUCCUAUGGUUCUAAUUUAACUUUAACAGGGCAUGAAACUGACGAUUCGGCUAUAAUGGACCGCUUUAGGAAAAGCGUCCAACAAAAAGAAGAAUUCUUAAGAACACCUGUAAACGUUGUGGACCAAUCCGAUGUUAGAAAAGAAUUUUACAGUAGGCCUAAAAAAAUGGAAAAACAAAUAUGGCCUCCGAAUGAAAGGGACAAACACUCCGAACGAAGUUCGAAACCGAGCCACCAGAAUUUUAUGAGAGUCAAAAACGAUAUCGAUAAUGAACGAGAUCUCAGCGGAGGAACGAAUCAGAACGGAUAUCCGGUACAAGGUGGGGCUGUUAGCAAUAUGCCUCAGCAAAGAGGUGUCACUUCUCCGAAAGAAAGGGAAAAUGUGGGUUUGCAGAGAAUAUACGAGGCGGCUGUGGCUCCCACUGGUUUUGACAACAUGGAAAGUAUUAAUGGAUCUGCAGUUGAAGAUGCAUAUUAUGACGACAGAAAGGUAUACUCCCCUCCUCUUCAAAUAGUGUCCCGAAGAGCAAAAGAUUUCGAAUCGGGAAGACCUCUACCUGAUGACGAUCCGGUUCAGGCGAAUCGAACCAAUUUUUCGCGAAGCGAGUUGGCGCGACUAAGCAACAAAAAGUUAGUUCCUAACGUCAACGAAAUGGCGCAAGACUAUGAAAUAAAAGCUUCGGAGCCUAAGAAGGAUACCAGCUUAACAUCUAUGAAUUCGUCGAGCUCAAUUUUGAAAAGGAUACAGAGGGAUAGCAGGUCUUUAGAUAGUUCAGACUCAGCAGUGACUCCGGAACUAUCCCGAUCGCCUUCCAAUCCGCCAUUUGCUGAUUUGCCUCCUCUAAUACCCGAACCUGUUGAACAAAUCCCCGUUACUCCUUCACUCUCUGUAACACCUGCACCGGCACAUAAAGCGAUUCGGCCAACUCAGCUGGACUUGGAAGGGCCUAUUAAAUCCAUCUGGCACUUAAAACCACCCAAUAUUCAGGACAGUAGACGGAAUCUUUUACCGAAUUUGGAAGAUAAACCUGUGGUGGUAAAGAGGCGAAAUAAAAGUACUAACCUAGAUGAUGAACGGGCAACUCGACGAGAAUCCUACCUAAAAGCUACGGAAGGGGGUAGAAUGCACAUCGACAGCGACUUGAGCGACAGCGGCGAGCUGUCACCGCAGACUUUAAGAAGUGGCAGCGUGAGCAGUAGUAACGCCUCUUUAGAUCGGGAUAAAGUGUCGGGAGGUUCUAGUCCGUUGAUCGAGAGCAAGGAAUUACCUGUGGACGUGAGAGACGGAAUUUUACAUUGCAAAAUAUUGGAGAUAGAUGGCAAGAGUCCCGUAGGAACGUCAGAUUCUUUGGACCAAUCUUUAUCGAGCGGAGUAGAUAUGCGUACCAGCGUAGUGCGAGUGGCUGAAGAUUACACGAAGAGAAAAAACGUGCUUAGAGUAUCCUCCGUUAAACCGUGUAGAUCUGAGUUUCUGCUUCAAGCCGAUAGUUCUGAAGAUUUCGCAGAUUGGGUCAAGAAGUUGCAGGAACAAGUGGCGGCAAGCACUGAGGCAGAGUUGGAUCCUCAAAGCAGCAAGCAGAAAGCGGUACCUCAAUUGGUGCCAGCUCUUACCACAAUCCAAGUGCAAGGUAGUCAUUUAUCUCCACAACUAAGUAAGCAAAAACCCACAACAUCUCGAAACCGUUCACCAACCGGCCAAUCUCCAGUUAGCAAAAGCAGAAAACCCUCACAAGUACCGGAGCCUACAUCGACCAGUCCGAAAUCAAAAACAUGGCGGGGGAGAAUGGUUAAGCAGUUGCGGAAGUUCAAUCAAGGAGUUAAUAAUCCAAACAGCCCCACGGCGCCAGAGGGAUCUACUUUUGGCAUACCGAUAGAAGAUUGUAUUCCCUCUGCUAAUAACAUGUAUCUUCCAAAAUUUGUGGAAGUCUGUACGGAUAUUAUAGACGAGAGGGGGUUGCAGACCGUUGGGAUAUAUCGAGUUCCAGGUAACAAUGCUUCCAUUACAGCCUUAAGCGAGGAAAUCAAUAAAAACUACGACGAUGUACCAUUAGAUGAUCCUCGGUGGAAUGAUUUGCAUUUAGUAAGCAGUAUCCUGAAGUCAUACUUCAGAAAAAUGCCCAAUAGCCUUAUCACUAUUCAGUUAUACCCCAGUUUUAUUAAAGCCGAUAAAAUUGAAAAUCCUAAAGAAAGAAUGGAACAACUGAGGCGUUUGGUAAAAAGUCUUCCACGUCAUAACUACUAUACUCUCAAACAUAUAGUGAUGCAUUUGAGGAGAGUAGGCAAUAAUUCGAAUGUAAAUAAGAUGGAUUUUAAAAAUCUUGCAAUAGUAUUUGGUCCAACCAUAGUCAGACCUGAAGAGGAGAACAUGGAAAGUAUGGUGAACCACAUGAAUAACCAGUAUAAGAUAGUGGAGACAUUACUAACACAUGCUGAUUGGUUCUUCCCAGAAAACGAGUCUGAAGAUAAUCUUCCUGUACCUGAUAGCCUCAAUGAUGGCCUUGAAGAAUUUGAUAAUAACAAUCAAUCGUUGCUGUUAAGUAAUAUUGGUAAAUAUGGAGCUCUAACACAUCCAAAAGAAAAGAAUGGUGCUUUAUUUUCAACUAUAAUCUCAGCUGCUCAAAGAAAAGUCAAAAGGAAACCAAAUAAAGCCUUAAGUUCGACGCAAGAAUCCAAAGAAGAAAUUGUGUCUCCUACUAACCUUAAAGUUUUUCCUACUCAAUCCUUCCUACCAACUGAUCUCAAAGAGGUAAGUCUUUUGAACACUUACCAGCAUAGCUUUUAUCUCUAUCCUCGAACGAUGGGCCAAUAUAGCUCGUCCGCGAGCAAUGUGAAUCGCAGCAACAGACUGAGUACUGCCAAACAACCCGAAGGUCAUCAUCUAAUGAAGACCCACAGUGCUACUAAUGUUUUUUCGAGAACUGGUAAUUCUGCAGAGCUGAAUCGUAACAGUCUCGCCACCAUGGACAAUUAUUCAGUGCAAUAUAACAAAAACGGUAACGAUUACCAAUAUGUAAAACAAAGUGGCGCUAGCAAAGUGACAAAUAAUACGAGAAGUGACGUUACCGACGGCAAUAGUGAUAGGACAGUGGGGGCUUUUAGGAGUAGUAUUAGAAGGGGCGGUUCUGUAGAAAAUGUUAGUUCUAGUUCUGUAGAUAUAUCGAAUGGGAAGAAAGUCAAGUAUGAAAGUGAGAAACAAACUUACAGUCUUAAAAUCCUUGUUUUUUUAUCAGAGCACAAAAAUACUUGGAGUAUACAAGUUUUUACUCACUCGCCAUCAGACAAUGAAUCGUUACUAAGCACGAUGACUAAACUCAUCGAUGAGAAGCUAAAAGAAGAUACAUCGAUUUUAUCUGGCGACGGAAUUCCUUUCGUCGAUGAAUCCCCCGAAAAGCACCCAAAGAAUUCUUAUCCAGAUAAGGAAAAUAUCCCCCAGGCUAGUGACUUGUACAGAAAUCCCAGUUUACAUAAAAACCAACUCAAAAUGUCGAAAAAGGAGGACAAAGAGUAUAAAAACGAUAAAGAGAAGGAAGUAGAUACGAUGGCUAUGGAAAAAGUACCUGAUAAUGAUAGAAACAUUGCUAAAACUUUAGUGUUUUCAAACAACAACAAGCUCAACCAGAGCGGAACAAAAUUAAGACGAUCUGAGUCUUUAAAUAAGCCAGAACGAACGGUCUCACCUCUGAAUAACAAAUUGAAAAGAUCUGAGAGUUUAAACAAAGCUGGAGACAGAUUGAAAAGGUCCGACAGUUUAAGUAAAAGCGAAAAAACGGAGAGCAACAUCAAUCGAAAACGAGAAAUAAACCUUAGCAACCGCAGAGUUAAAGAUUCCGUAAAAAACAAAAGGAAAAACGGAAUGCCGGAUCGUUCGAUCAAGAGGAGGCACACCGUAGGUGGUACAAAAGAUCCUGAUAAAAUAACUUGGGCAAUGGACAAUAAGAAUCAACAAGCCGACUCCAACCAAGAGACCAAGAAAGAAAAGAAUCUUAGAACCAGCUCACCAGAUUUGAGCUCUAUGCGCCGAGAUAGAUUUUUCUUUGAAAUCAAUCUGAUAGGACCUGAAAAUAUGGUCGUAGCGCUGAGACAGCAUCUUAUAGGCGCUCGGCCUCAAAGUUUUCCUGAGUCUUCAGUGUUUAAAGUGCCUCUUGAGUCGCAUGUGUGAUUAAGAGUACGUACAUGAACAGGAAAUGUAUGUAUUCAUUUUGUUGGAGUUAAUAUUUUUGAAAGUAAUCAAAAUUGAACAGAAAGCUUAUUCAAUAUUGCAAAUUUUCCAAGUUGACUUGAUUAAAUUUUGAUAUUUGGCAAUAAUAUUGUGUAGAUAUUGUAAAAUCUCAGCAUUUACUGUUAUAGCUGCUUAUCAAAAUGCAUUUUUGUGAAUGUAAUAUGGACUAAGAGAACUUCAUUGUUUUACAUUAUCUGUUACAUAACAUUACAUACAUUUAUACAAUUCUAUUCAAGCUUAAAGUACUGAUGGUAGCGAGAACUAGUUGAAAUUUCGAGUUGGAGAUGAAUUUUGGUAUUUUUUUUUGUUUAUGCAAACACUAUACAAACAUGUAAGUUUUUGCUUUCCUGGCUCUUCUAUUUAAUUAAAAUUACUUUUUUUAUGGUUCAAAAUAAAGUUUCAUGAUGAUACAUAAUUUUUUUAACAAAAUCUGGUGAGCACUGUCCAAGUUAAGAUAAUACUAGUACCUGAAGUAAAAUUUAAAUACAUCAAUGUUUUUAAACUUAAGCAGCUGUAACAAUUGUAUUUUAGUAAAAACUUAUAAAUUGUUGUAAUAAUUAGUACAAUUCGAAAAUAUACGUAACUCCUUAUGC
Molecule: messenger RNA, 5724 nt
Organism: Diabrotica balteata
Lineage: Eukaryota; Metazoa; Arthropoda; Insecta; Coleoptera; Chrysomelidae
Source: the annotation of a GenBank genome assembly